This is a messenger RNA of Linum tenue, 1049 nucleotides long. The record is from the annotation of a GenBank genome assembly. NCBI's taxonomy places the organism in Eukaryota, Viridiplantae, Streptophyta, Magnoliopsida, Malpighiales, Linaceae.
CAUUUGGAUAAAUAUUGAAGAUAGAUAUUGAGUCAUUAAUCUUAUCUUCCAUCAUUAAUCUUAUCUUCUGUGUUAGCGAUCUGGUUCUGGAACUGGAAUGGAAGUGAAAAACAACACCCCCACUGUUCUCUCAGACUGCAAAGUCCAAAGUGACCCAAUACGCCACCGUUUCUUCGGAUAUGCUCUAAACGGAUAGCGUCUGGAAUCUGGAAUUCUGGGUCCCGUUUUCACUCUGUUUCCUUCCUUUCUCGUCAUGUUCUAGAAAUAACGUUUUUUGUGUUAGUUCUUCGAUCUCCACGUUUCAUUUCCUCGAUAUCUCAUCUCUCCUUUUUUUGGGUUCAAGCAGGCGGUAUUGGACAUUAUUAUAUAUACACUCCCCUGCGGCCCUGCCUCUUCCUUCUACCUCUCUCGUCUUAGCAAAUUACAGAGCAACCCGAGGAAGCCAAACCCAGAAACAGGGGAUAGAUAAAAAUGGAGAGACAGGAGCAUCAAAUCAAGUUGAACGUGUUAAAGGUUGAUUCUUUACAGACAUGGGAUUCUUAUAUCAGUCAGGCCCACCCUGUGAUUGCGCAUUUUACAGCUGCGUGGUGCAUGCCGUCGGUGGUGAUGACACCUUUCUUCGAGGAGCUGGCUUCGACUUACCCAGAUGUCAUUUUCCUUGUUGUGGAUGUCGAUGAAGUUAAGGAUGUGGCUGCAAAAUUGGAGGUGAAGGCAAUGCCUACUUUUGUGUUGAUGAAGGAUGGGAUUCCAGCUGACAAGAUUGUGGGAGCCAAUCCGGAUGAGAUAAGGAAAAGGGUAGAUGGUUUCAUCCAAUCUUGUUCUUCCACGGCUUGAAGUUCAGUGGCCUGAUCUUUGUCUGUAAUGCAAGUGGUUUAUUAUCGUUAAAAAAGAAUUGUCAUGCUAUAUUUUGUUUUUAGCUUAACUUGUAAUUUAUGAGCGGUUUGUAAUAUUUUCAUUUCGCUUUGAUAAACAUUAUCAAAUGUAAAUUACGCGAGAGAGUUGUCGAUUUGUUUUUUUUUAUCAACCGAUAUGACUAAUUAAUUUUCUUA